AUGGUCCAUUGCGCCGGGUGUGAGAGGCCUAUUCUGGACAGGUUUUUACUCAACGUCCUGGACCGGGCAUGGCACGUCAAAUGCGUGCUGUGCUGCGAGUGUAAAUGUAAUUUAACAGAGAAAUGUUUUUCUCGGGAGGGAAAACUAUACUGCAAAAACGACUUCUUUAGGCGGUUUGGUACGAAGUGCGCGGGUUGUGCGCAGGGGAUCUCGCCGAACGACCUGGUUCGGAGGGCGAGGAGCAAGGUGUUCCACUUGAACUGUUUUACCUGCAUGAUGUGUAACAAACAGCUCUCUACCGGGGAGGAGCUCUAUAUCAUCGAUGAAAACAAAUUUGUUUGCAAAGAAGAUUACCUGAGCAACGGCAACGCGAAAGACGCCAGCCUUCUCUCAGUUACAGCAUGCAGUGACCCUAGUAUGUCUCCAGAUUCUCAAGAUCAGUUACAAGACGAUGUCAAGGACUCGGAAAUUGCUAACUUAUCGGACAAAGAAGGAGGUAACAACGAGAAUGACGACCAGAACCUUGGCGGAAAGCGACGUGGGCCACGAACCACCAUCAAAGCCAAACAACUGGAGACGCUAAAAGCCGCUUUCGCUGCGACCCCGAAACCCACUCGGCACAUCAGGGAGCAGCUCGCGCAGGAGACGGGACUGAACAUGCGCGUAAUUCAGGUAUGGUUCCAGAACCGGCGGUCCAAAGAGAGGCGGAUGAAGCAGUUGAGCGCGCUGGGCGCCCGGAGACACGCGUUCUUCCGGAGUCCAAGGAGGAUGAGGACGCUGGUGGAUCGACUGGAGCCGGGGGAACUCAUUCCAAACGGCCCGUUCUCCUACUACGGAGAUUACCAGGGAGAGUACUACGGUCCGGGGGCCAACUACGACUUCUUCCCACAGGGCCCCCCCUCAUCGCAGGCUCAGACCCCCGUCGACCUGCCCUUUGUGCCCUCGGCGGGCCCGACGGGGACCCCCCUGGGGGUCAUGGACCACCCCCUCCCGGGACACCAUCCCCCCAGCGAGGUGCAGCGGUUCUCAGACAUCAUGCCCCACCACCCGGGGGACUCCCCGAGCCCUGAACCCGGGAUCCCCGGGCCCCUGCACAGCCUGCCCGCCGAGGCCUUCAGGCCUGACCCCCCCUUUACCUCACUGUCCCUCAACAGCAGCGCGUACAGCGCACACCUCGCCCACCCCCCCUCGGACAUCAGCGAGGCCGCCGUCUGGUAG
Molecule: messenger RNA, 1218 nt
Organism: Conger conger (European conger)
Lineage: Eukaryota; Metazoa; Chordata; Actinopteri; Anguilliformes; Congridae
Gene: lhx1a
Product: LIM homeobox 1a
Exons: 5
Coding region: 1-1218 (405 amino acids)
Biological process (GO): neuron differentiation; regulation of transcription by RNA polymerase II
Cellular component (GO): nucleus
Molecular function (GO): DNA-binding transcription factor activity, RNA polymerase II-specific; RNA polymerase II transcription regulatory region sequence-specific DNA binding
Source: RefSeq, a predicted model, not a curated record